Molecule: messenger RNA, 2703 nt
Organism: Quercus robur (English oak)
Lineage: Eukaryota; Viridiplantae; Streptophyta; Magnoliopsida; Fagales; Fagaceae
Product: mitogen-activated protein kinase kinase kinase 3-like
Exons: 11
Coding region: 389-2275 (628 amino acids)
Biological process (GO): protein phosphorylation
Molecular function (GO): protein kinase activity; ATP binding
Source: RefSeq, a predicted model, not a curated record
UUUGCACAAUUCAUUCAGACACUCUCUCUCUCUGUCUAAUAAAAAGAGUCUCUCACUCUUCUCUCACUAGGAAAUAGCCACGUCAUUUCCUCCUCAUUAUCCAACCACCGCCUGCCGUCCUCAAAGUCUCUCUCUCUCUCUCUCUCUUUCUCUUUCUCUCUCUCUCCUCUUUCUAGUCUUAGCUGUUUCUCACUGUAGCUCCUUCCUUCUUCUUCUCCUCUCUCUCUCUCGCUCUCUCUCUCUCUUCAUUCAUUCAUAUCUAAAUCUUCUUCCUUUUCCCAUAUAAAUAUCCUAAACAAUCCCCACAUCCAAGUUUACUCUCUCUGAGUCUGUCUGUCUCUCUCUCUCUAUCUGUCUGUGUUGUUUACUCAGAAAUCAGCAGCUAAAAAUGCCUGCUUGGUGGCCGAGAAAGUCCAGCAAAAACAAGCAACAGCAACAAAAGGCUGUAAAAGAUCAACAAAACCCACUUACCGCUAACCUCAAUCCAUCCAAAUCGCCAAUCAAAACCAUCGGCAACACUAAGUCCAAAGACAAACCCAAGAGCUUUGAUGGUGUUUUAUCAAGGAAUUCGCCUCGUGCCAGCAAGGACUUCGGACCCGGUGGAUCCUCCUCCGGGUUCUCGGGUUUCGAUUCCGAUAGCCACCCUCUUCCUCGGCCGUCGAUUUCUUCCGGUCCCGAUCAAAUCCAGCCCGGUGUGGUCGGGUUGGGAUCCGGGUCCGGCUCGAUUUCCAGUGUUAGCUCAUGUGGGUCCUCUGAGGAUCACCCGGUUGCUCAGGACCAGGGUCACUUUGGUAAUCACAGAGGACAUGGUGAUACCAUGUUUAGCAUGAGAUCAAGAAGCCCGGGUCCAGGGUCAAGGGGACCGACAAGCCCCACAUCACCUCUUCACCCACGGCAUUGCUUGAGCCUGGAGUCUCCAACUGGAAAGCAAGAAGAUGGGAAGAGUCAAUGUCAUCGUCUACCUCUUCCUCCGGGUUCUCCUACUAGCCCUUCUGCCUUGCCCAACACAAGAGCGAUUGUCAGUGAGAACACAACUUCUUCACAGUCCAAAUGGAAGAAAGGAAGGCUUCUAGGAAGGGGGACUUUUGGGCAUGUAUACCUUGGAUUUAAUAGUGGAAGUGGGCAAAUGUGUGCAAUAAAAGAAGUCAAGGUUGCUUCUGAUGAUCAGACAUCCAGAGAAUGUCUCAAGCAACUGAACCAGGAAAUAAAUUUGCUUAAUCAGCUUUCACAUCCAAACAUUGUUCGAUACUAUGGAAGCGAAUUGGGUGAGGAAGCGCUCUCAGUUUAUUUGGAAUAUGUCUCUGGUGGCUCAAUCCACAAAUUACUUCAAGAAUAUGGUCCCUUCAAGGAACCUGUCAUUCAAAAUUAUACCAGGCAGAUUGUUUCUGGGCUUGCCUACUUACAUGGGAGGAAUACAGUGCACAGGGACAUCAAAGGGGCAAACAUUUUGGUAGAUCCUAAUGGCGAAAUCAAGUUGGCUGACUUCGGCAUGGCUAAACAUAUAACAGCAGCUUCCUCAGUGCUCUCUUUCAAGGGUAGUCCUUACUGGAUGGCGCCUGAGGUUGUAAUGCAUGGAAAUGGCUACAAUUUAGCUGUGGAUAUUUGGAGCUUGGGAUGUACGAUUCUUGAAAUGGCAACGUCCAAACCACCUUGGAGUCAGUAUGAAGGGGUGGCAGCACUAUUCAAAAUUGCAAGCAGCAAAGAUAUCCCUCAUAUACCUGAAAGCCUUUCAAAUGAUGCAAAGAGUUUUAUAAAGCUAUGUUUGCAGCGAGAACCUUCAGCACGCCCUACAGCCGUAGAACUGCUAAAUCAUCCUUUCAUUCGAGAUCAGGCAACUACUAGAGUGGCUAACAUGAAUGUGACCAAGGAUGCCUUCCCUUUCAUGUUUGAUGGAAGCCGCACACCGCCGGUGUUAGAACUCAAUUCAAAUAGGACAAAUAUCAAUUUGAUUGAUAGAGAUUAUGCAACAAUGCCAGUUGUUACCACCAGUUCAAGUGCUUUGAGAAGCCCAAGGGAUAGUGUGAGAACGAUUACAUCUUUGCCUGUAUCUCCCUGUUCAAGCCCAUUAAGACAAUAUGGAACUGCACACAAGAGCUGUUAUUUAUCUCCUCCUCACCCAGCUUAUGCUAUGGGGGGACAAGGCGGCUACAAUUUCAAUGAGUACUCAUCAUAUACAAUGAGACCAAACACAACAUACACUCUCGAUCCUUUUCAUGAAACCUCUCCAUAUAGAGCUCAUACCCCAGGUGGAUCACCAAGAACAAGACCCAUUUGAAUGAGUGUAAAUACCAACAAAAGCUAAAAAGUUUCCUUGUCUCCCUAGAAUGCAUCAUGGAGUGGAGCGAGACUUCUGUAUUAAGAGGAUUUAGUAUUCAUGCUCCUUUUAUUUUUCAGAUAUUUUGGCAGUUUUAUUUUGCUGACCUCUUUUAGGAGACUGGAUUCUUUCUGGAUGGGAGCUUGAAGAAGUAGCGUAGAGAAGGGGGGAGUAGUAAGAGCUCCAAAAUCAUGGGCAGAUGCUGGAUUUCUUGAUCUUGUAACACUCUCUUGAUUGUUGUAAAUGGAAGGUGGUCUCUGUGUUUGUAAAAUUUUUAUUGUAUAUUGGUCCAUAGUAUAAGCAAGUAAUAAUAGUUCAUCGCAUGAAAUCUUUGUUUUUACCAACAAUUUAAGCUAGAGAAUGAAAGGUUUCCCUGCUUAGACUCCUAA